Erythranthe guttata (spotted monkey flower) is the source of this 3094-nucleotide messenger RNA. RefSeq names its product Alkaline-phosphatase-like family protein. The record is from RefSeq and is a predicted model, not a curated record. NCBI's taxonomy places the organism in Eukaryota, Viridiplantae, Streptophyta, Magnoliopsida, Lamiales, Phrymaceae. Gene Ontology annotation, cellular component: endoplasmic reticulum membrane. Gene Ontology annotation, biological process: GPI anchor biosynthetic process.
UCUCUCUCUCUCUCUCUCUCUCUCCUCUCACACACACACACGCACACGCACAGAGACAAGCUCAGAAGCUCACACACCAAAGCCCACUAGAGAAAAUGAGUAAUAACAACAAAUUAACAUGCGCGAAAUUGACAUUAUUCACAGUCUCAGCUGUGAUUAUUCAAAUUAUCGGCCUUUCCCUUUUCAUCGUCGGCUUCUUCCCCGUUAAGCCCACUCUUUCCGGCAUGAGUGGUUUGGAGAGUUUUUCUCCACCGGGGUUUGAUCCGGCUCAAAAUAUCUCAACCUUGCCUCCUGAAAAGCUCAAAUCUGUAUACCAGGAACUAUCUGGCGUUCCUCCGUUAUUCGAUAGAUUGAUAUUAAUGGUUAUUGAUGGUUUGCCGGCUGAAUUUGUGCUCGGAAGAAAUGAGAAGCCUCCACCGAAGGUUUUUAUGGAAGCUAUGCCUUAUACACAGUCAUUAUUGGGUAGUGGAAUAGCAAUUGGUUAUCAUGCUAAGGCUGCACCGCCAACCGUUACAAUGCCUCGCUUGAAGGCUAUGGUUUCGGGUGCUAUAGGAGGGUUCUUGGAUGUUGCUUCUAAUUUCAACACACAAGCAUUUUUGGAUGAUAACAUUAUUGCUCAGCUCCGCAGAAUAGGCUGGAAAAUGGUGAUGCUUGGUGAUGAAACGUGGCUUAAGCUUUUCCCGAACAUGUUUGACAGGCACGAUGGAGUUAGCAGUUUUUUCGUUAAAGACACCAUUCAAGUAGAUUACAAUGUUUCUCGACAUUUGGAUAAGGAGCUUGGCAGUACUGACUGGGAUCUUCUGAUUCUUCAUUAUCUUGGAUUGGAUCAUGUUGGGCAUAUUGGCGGGCGUAAUAGUAUUCUGAUGGCACCCAAACUCGAGGAGAUGGACGAAGUGAUUAAAAAAAUUCACUCAAGUAUUAUACAAACUCACAAAGUUGACGAAGGAGGGACACUUUUGAUGAUAGUGAGCGAUCAUGGCAUGACUGAGAGUGGCAAUCAUGGGGGUUCUUCGUUUGAAGAAACAGAUUCUUUGGCUCUUUUUGCAAGCGCACAGAAAUUCCGUGAUGUCGAAAACAGAAAAGAAGCUUACCAGGUCGACAUUGCUUCAACAGUGGCGCUUCUCUUUGGUGUGCCAAUCCCAGUAAACAAUGUUGGCACUGUGAUGUCACAAGUUUUCACGUUUCUCGAAGAUGAACAACAGCUGAGGUUACUUGAGUUAAACUCAUGGCAAUUGCUAAGGCUAAUUCAGACCCACUUCUCUGAGUUUCGAUGUGCAAGAUUCUCAUGUGACUCUUCAAAUGAUAAAACUGACGGUGCAGAAAGUUUUUGUUGCUCAUAUUUAGCUGCUGCUUCACUUCAUCGAUCAUGGGCAUCCAAAAAUUCCUCAAGAUCUGUUGAUGAAGAUGGCUACAUGAGCGUAGUUUUGGCAUACCGUGAUUUUCUUGGAACUGCAAGCGAGUGGUUAUCUAGCAGAUCAACAGAUAAACCUAUUCGUCUACUCGCAUUGGGAAUAUUUGCAAUGGCACUAUCUUGUUUGGUACUGACGAGUCUCCUUUUCCUCCUUGACCAAAAAGUCAACUCCAAGUGGCAUUUGGACGAGAGUUUUAUUGUGGCCGUAAUAUUUAUCCUCGUUUUAAGUAUGGGUUCGAGUUCUAUGAUCGAGGAAGAACAAUACAUAUGGCAUUUUAUGACAUCUUCGUUGUAUUUUCUUCUACUCAGAAGAACAAUACAGUCAAUAAUCACAAAUGGCAAACAGAGUAGAGGAAGCUCCGAUAGAAUAUAUUCUAUAAUUGCAGUUCUAAUUUGUGGAAGAAUUCUCAGAGGCUGGCAUCAAGGUGGUGUAAACUGGACUUAUCUUACCGACAUUUCGAAACUACUCGAGAAAAAAGGGACUGUAUAUAUAAACUCCCUUCAUCUGCUAUCAGUGAUCUUUAUUAUCGUAUGUUUAGCUUUUAUUUUGUUAGCAAAGCUGCCGAAAAGACGUUUUUCAGUCGUGUUAUUAUUAUUACUGGUUUAUUUAUUUCCCGUGUUGAUGAUUUUGACGCAAAUUUCGACAAAUCAAGAUGAUACUAGAUUGAUACAAAUGAUAUACGCACUUAUUGGGAUAUCUACUGUGGGGAUUCUUGUUGCUCUGCCAUGGUUGAUGCCUCUCUUGGAUCCCGUUUCGAAAGAAUAUUCCUUUGGAGAUGCUGUAUAUGUGAUUGGGUGGUGUUACGUGUCUUCUUGGAGUCUACUACAGAUGCUGCUACAACAGCCCGUAAAUUCAAUGCCCACAGCUUUGCUCCUCGUGCAAGUAUUGGCUACCAUACGCUAUUUCUCUCAGGGAGGUGUACACAUCAAGCAAUGGGUUAAGGUUGCUUCACUAUAUUAUGUGGGAAUGGCGGGCCACUUUGGUCUUGGUAAUACCAACACUCUUGCUACAAUUGAUGUUGCCGGCGCUUUCAUUGGAAUUUCCAGCCACUCGACUAUUAUCUCCGGUAUAUUGAUGUUCAUCAUCACAUAUGCGUCCCCUAUGUUAGCUCUUCUUAGCAUGCUGAUGGAUUUUGAUGUUAGAGCAUUUGCGAAUUCCGACGAAAAUGUUGAUUUAGGACAUAUUCUUAAGAUGACACUCGGCUAUCCUUGUCUUGUUCCACUUGUGUUGAACUCCAUUCUUCUCGUUGCGUAUACAAUCGUUUUGCUACUGAUGAGGAACCAUUUAUUCGUUUGGAGCGUCUUUUCCCCAAAGUAUAUGUAUGUUUGUGCUACAACGGUUUGCGUCUACAUUGGUGUAUCGAUUGUGGCUUUGAGUGUAACUUACACGUGCGUGGUAUUUGCUACACGGAGAAAGCUCAAGUGCUCUACGAGUGGAUAAUUGAUAGGGCCUGCGUAUCGAUGCUCGGCUGCUGGAGUUUUGAUCUCUCUAGUGCCACCUUUUUCUUUUCUUUUUUUCUUUUUUUUUUUCUUUUUUUUUUUUUUGAGGAAAAAAGUAGAUUUUGUUUGUUGAGCUGUAUUGGAUUUUGGAUAUAUUUGUAGAUAGUUUAGCAUAUGUAGGGCUGUUUCUAUGCAACUUUUGAGAAGCUUGUGAUUGGUUAUUGAGUAUUAUGAAACUAUGCA